Messenger RNA from Entrophospora sp. SA101, 629 nucleotides. The record is from the annotation of a GenBank genome assembly. NCBI's taxonomy places the organism in Eukaryota, Fungi, Glomeromycota, Glomeromycetes, Entrophosporales, Entrophosporaceae.
UUACUGCUAUAGAACAAAAACUAGAGGGUGACUUCCGUUUUACACAUUCUCGAAUAAUUACUCAUUCAGAAGAGAUUGCUUUUUAUGGUGGUAAUAAUCGUGAAAAGGCUGUUGUGAAUGGAAGUUUCGAUAAGAUCGUGAGACAUGUAAAGAAAAUCUAUAGAUUAAGAUUCUUUAAUGGCAUUAUUGAUUCGGUACCAGUAUUUGAUCCUAGAUACGCCACUGAAUUCAUGGCUGGAUACUUGGUGAAUUUAUCACAAGCUAUUGGAAGAUUAAUUCUUGCUGGCCGUGAUUUAACCAGAUUUGCUGGGUACACUUCCCGUGUUGCGGAAUUGUUUGAUGUAUUAGAGGAUGUUAAUAAGGGUAGAUAUGAACGAGCCAUGGUUGUAAGUAAAGAUUCUAAAGAAGCAAAUGUUAGUAGAGCUGUAACACCAAGCGAUCUUAAAGGAAAAAUUAUAAGAAGUGAUGGUGUUAUAAUUUUUGAAAAAGUUCCAAUUAUUACUCCUAAUUAUGAUGUUUUGACUGGAAUGAAUUGUUUAAUAUCUGGGCCUAAUGGAUUUUAUAUUUGGAGGGUGAAGGAGGUGGGAUUGAAACUAGAAUUACAGCCAAAACUAUUUUUCGGAAUCUGA